GUCUUCCCUCACCCUGCCCCUGCCCUUCCCCUUCGUCCCAUCCAGCCACAACCACAAACGACAAUCAAGUCGAUUUCUUGUCUGUGCCUGCAUCCUGUCUGUCUGUCUGUGCGUGCGUAUGCCUGUCUCUUCCCUCCUCCCCAUACACCAUCCGAACAGCUGCUUGCGCCCAUACACCUGCCCCUCUGGCUGUCCUUGGCUGUAUCUCCCAACCAACCACAUCCACAGACAGACUUACACCCUGUGUCACUCACAAUCCGACAGGAAGAAAACCACAACGCACAAUCCGACAGACAUCCCCAUGCACUCACCCCCAACGACCGCCUGCAAUGAUGUGACUGCGCAAUGCAUGUCAAAGAUGAUCCACCCAUCACACGUCUUGCCCUCCCUCGCUCCCUCCCUCGCUCCCUCCCUUCAUGUCCCUAUGAGCCACACAGACAGUUAGAGAGAUGGAUGCAUGCAGUGCCUGCACGAGCGAGACACACCACACCACACCACACCACACCCACACACACACACAGACAAGGGGAAGAGAGAGAGAGAGGGCAGGGGGGAGGGAUGCACCCCUGUGUGUGUGUGUGAGUGUGUGUGUGUGUGUGUGUGCACAGCAAGCAGAACACUCACACACACACACAGAGAGAGAGAGAGAGACCCACCCAGGCACACGCAUUUGUGAAUCAGUAAGUGACCGCUGCAUGUGUGUCUUGUGCGCAUGCAUGGAUGGAUCUGUUGUGUUGUGUUGUGCACAACACUCACACAGACAGACACUCACACAAGCAGACACACAAGCAGACACACAAGCAGACACACAAGCAGACAGACAGACAGACAGUCGGACAGACAGUCGGACAGCCAGACAGCUAGAGAGAUGGGUCAAACAAAAGCAGCAGGUGGAUGGGUGGGUGAAUGGAUGGAUGCAUUCCACCACACUGCCUGCCAGAUUCCCAUCCCUCCCUCCCUCCCUCCCUCUCCCGUGGCAGGCCUUACAACGUAAGCACUGCCUGCCUGCCUGCCUGCCUGCUUCCCCUCCCUCCCUCCCCCAAUCCGACACAUCAAUCAGUGCAGAUUCAGGUGAGCGAAGUUCGUCCCUGAAAGUGCUCCUAGCUGCCCCCACGCGAGCGUACUGUGGUUGGCCGGCUUGAUGCGAGUCAGCGUCAUGCCCCAUCGCUGCGCCUCCUGUCUCACUGCUGUGUUGAUGACUUUGCAGAAGGUGAUCUGCUCACCAGCAGCCGACCCCACAGCGAAGAAGCCCCUCCCCGAUGUGAUCUGCAUGUUGGUAAGUGCCCUGCGCUCUCGUCGGGCACUUCGAAGCAGCCGUAUCGAUGAGUCGAUGAAGUGGCUGACCGGCUUGUUGAUGCGAGAACGUAGCGGCUCUUCGCCGAUGUUUAUAAUGGAUGGGGGCACGACGAGCAUGUCGAAGAUCAGCUGAGUGAUGUCAUCGGGCAGCGGGGCGCCGAUGGCGGACACCUGCUGCGUCAUGGUCAUCAUCUUGAGGCGGACGGGCUUGAGAAUUCGGUAGAUGUCGAGCAGGAUGAGGUAGAUGAGGCGGUGCUCGAGAAAAUGCUCCCAGGCGUCGAUCAGCCUCGCCUCCCACCCAUGUCGCCGCCCCCCCAACGGCAUCUGCAGCUGCUGUCUCACGCCAGCCGCCGUCAGCGUCGCCCCGCUCUCGAACAGCACCAGCAUUCGAUUCAGCAGGCACCGCCGGCCUCUCUCGUUCUCUCCCUGCAGGCGCAGAGCGGUCUUGCCGUGGCGGUUGGGUGCGUUGAUGAUCUCCGCCGCCCCGUGGAGACACAGCCAUUCCAUCACAGACGCGUCACUGCUGGGGGAGCUGGAGGCCGUAUGAAGAGGGGUGUUGCCGCUUCUGUCGCGCACCUUGACCAUAUCCAUCCCUCCGUGUUUAAUGAGCAGCUCAAAUACAACCCGCUGGCAGACCGUAAAGCACAGCAAGGGCCUCUCGCUGAAGAAAUGCAGCGGCGACUUCCGCGAGGAAGUGUCGAUCUCCUUCACCAAUGACGGCUCCCUCCAAACCAACCGGCGCACCAUCCACAUUUUGUCGACCGCCGGCCGAUGGUGGCAGACGGCCAUGCACUCCAGCAGGCCGACGCCGGUGAGUGUUGCCUCUUGGUGAAGGUUCAGUAACCGAUCGAACUCCCAAUCCUCUUCCCGCUCAUCGAUGAUGGCCUGCUUGAUUCGCUGCCGCACAGUCCCGUCGGGCAGCUCGAGGUUGUCGUCCUCCAUUGAGAAGCACGCCAGCGACUGCGGGUGCGGGAUUGGAAGGUUGAUCUUCAAACGCGGCUGCUCCUCCACCCAAUCCAUGGCAGGCAAAGUGAUCUCAUCUCCCUCCAGGUCGUCUGCAGCUGAUGGUACGGGAGGCCGCUGAAAGGGUGUGAUUGCGUCAGAUGGCCGGAUACUUGCCUGGGCCGGCGUGUUUGUGGGCUCUUUGAUGACAUGGGAUGGUGGCACAGAUCGAAGCAGCCCGUCUCGUGAGUUGCAGAGCUCGACGCCGUCUCCACUUGUCGAGCGAGAGUCGAUGGCCGAUGAGGAUGGCUCUCGAAGGCCUUGAUGCCGUCCGUGACUGGAAUGUCCAUAAGGGGAGCGAGUGUCCUUGACGAGCAAAGGAGUAGGAUCAAUGGCGCCUAUCUCUGAACACAGACAUCAUACCCCCGUAAGAGAGGAGGUGUGAGUGUGGUUCAUCCAUCCAUUACCUGCGCAGGAUGGUGGCACAGGUGCUCGGACAAACAGACCCGUUGAGGAGCCAGAGGCGCUGGACGUCCCUGGCUGAUGGGCGCCGUUUCCGCCUCUGAGGAAGCGAGACAAAGAAGCAGGGACCAAUGACCAUCAUUCCCCAACCGUCUCAUCUCUCUCCCCUCUCAUCUGCCCUCACCUUAUCCACUGGGUCACCUUCCGGACCAGCCAACGUCCACAGAAACACGUCCCGGGGCAUGCAAAUCUGUCUCUGAGGCCAUCUCUCAUGUUGAAGUCGUUCGUUGAGCCUUCCAUCGGUGGCAUUCUGGCAAACAACCUCUGCUGAGGCCGUAGGUAGGCCGUGGACAACGAAGGGACAGAUCACGAGGUCGCCGACUCGUGAGGGUCGCUCUCA
This is a messenger RNA of Vitrella brassicaformis, 3100 nucleotides long. The record is from the annotation of a GenBank genome assembly. Lineage: Eukaryota; Vitrellaceae.